GAAGAGGGAAAGGAACAUUUGCCGCCAAUUCAUAAAAUUUAGUGGGGUUUUGACCGUUUAUGCCCUUUUAGCUCUAGUUUAUUGUUUUAGAGUUUAUACACAUUUUUAUUAUUAUUAAAAUUAUUUGGAGUAUGACUAAAAACUAAUGUUUUUAUAUCGCAUUAUUUUAUUCAGUGAUAAUACUAAUAAUUUUAUAAGUUAGUUUUUAACAAUGGCCAGUACCUCGGUGCAAACCAUGCCAACUCCGGAGAUCCUUAGGACUGAACAAGAAAAACCAGACACUGACUCUGAUUCGUCUCCUUCUGAAGAUUCAACUGAGAUUGAUGAGCAACAAUCCAAGAAAACAAAGACUUCUGACAUUAAAAGUAAUGACAUCAUCAAGGUGAAAUUGAAAAACGAAAAGUCUAAAGCAACUUAUCAGAGGUGUAACAUAUGCAAGCAAUCUUUAGAGAAUGUACCACUGUACAAUGGGCAUCCGAAUAAUUCAAGUGAAGAAUUUGUUGCUCUUACUGAUGAGAAACUUUCAGUUUUUAAUGGCAAUGAAGCUGGAUUUAAUGAUGAGGAUGAUUUUCCUACUCAUAAGAUCACUCACUUUAGUGUAUAUGAUGACAAAGGGCAUUUAUGUGCCUUUGAUGCUGGCUUAAUAGAAAGAGAUGUUUUGCUUAGAUUUUCUGGAUAUAUUAAGAAAAUUGAUGAUGAAGAUCCUAGCAUUGAAAAUGGCAUUCCAGCGCAUGACUUAGGGCCUAUAGUAGAAUGGUGGACUGCUGGCUUUGAUGGUGGAGAAAAGCUUCCAAUAGCUUUUACCACCCAAUUUGCAGAGUACUACCUGAUGGAUCCCUCACCUGAAUAUGCAUCAAUUUAUCACAGAAUACGGCAAAAAAUCAAAUUAGUAAAAGUGGUAAUAGAAUUUUUACUUGACAGAUAUAUGGAGAACCCAAACUAUGAGGACUUGGCCCAGCAUAUUGAAAGUAUGGGUGAAUACGAGUCUGUUGAGGAUAUGUUAAUUCAAAAUGCCCAGUUUGUUUGUGAUCAGGUUAUAUCUGUUGACAGUAAUUCACAGGAUGAAGAAAAACCUCUUAUAUCAUUGCCUUGUAUGAGAUCUCUUGUAAAAUUGGCCGGAGUAACUUUUAAACAGAGAAAAAAAGUGUUGAAACUUGAGAGCAAAGUAAGCUUCAUAAUACUAAAUCCAACAAUUUCUUUUUCACCUUUUGUCUUGCUUAUAUAGGGUGUUAAAGUUAAACGUCCUCUCUGGACCAAAGCUGUGACUACCAGCUUUGUACACGAAUUUUUCGAAAAGAUAUUCCCUGACCAAAUGGACAAUAACAAUGAAAAAAAAGCCCCAAAGAAGAUGAAAUGUGGUAUCUGUGAGGCAUGUCAGUCUCCCGAUUGUGGACAAUGUAAUUUCUGCAAAGAUAUGCUUAAAUUCGGGGGUUCUGGUAGAAUGAAACAAAGUUGCAAACAAAGAAAAUGCCCCAAUAUGGCAAUUGCUAACGCCGAAUUGUCAGACAAUGAAGAAGAAAUAGACGAAAAAAUUUCAACAACCAAAAUAAAGCAUUGUUCAAAGAAAAUUGUCCAUAAAGACAUCAAAUGGAUUACGAAGUCAGAAAGUAAAUACAAGCAUUACGAGACCUAUUCUUCUGUUGACAUUGAUGGUAUUCAAAUUAACACAGGUGAUUUCGUCACCUUGAAGUCUGAAAACCCUACAGAACCUUUAUGGGUGGCUAAAGUGAUAUACAUGUACGACAACUUACCACAAAAGUUCUCAUUCCAUGGCCUUUUAUUCUGUAGAGGCAGUGAUACAAUAUUGACUGGAACUGCUGACCCUAGAGAAGUAUUUUUAGUUGAUGAUUGCGACGACUUACCUUUAGGAAGUAUUAUUAGGAAAGCUACGGUUAAAUACCAUCCAACCCCAGAAAAUUGGGCUGAAUUAGGCGGAACCACAAACUCAAGUGCUCAAUUAGAUGAUGACGGAGAAAACUUCUUUUUUUCUAAAAGAUAUGAAAGUGAUAUAAGCAGGUUUAUUGAAAUCAAGGAUAGUGAAUUAAAUGAUGAAGGGUGUAUAUCGUGCAGGAGAAAGUUGUUAGAAAAGAAAUUGACAUGUCCAUAUUUUGAUGAUUCAGAAAAUGCAAUUUUUUGGAAUAAUCAAGCCUAUAGGAUUGGUAGUGGAGUCUUACUAGAACCAGAGGUUUAUCAAUUUUUAAAAAUUAAGACUGAAUCAUAUGAUCUGAGAAGUGACGUUGAUGAAACUCUUUAUCCCGAGUACUAUAGGAAAAAGGCAGAUAAUGUAAGAGGUUCCAAUAUUGAUACUCCUAAACCUUUUCUGAUCGGAAUCAUCGAGGAAAUAAUUAGUAGCAAAAAGGAUUUAAAAAUAACUACAAGGCUAUUUUGCAGGCCUGAAGAAACCGGGAAUAUUUUUCUGACAAACAGAACUGACCUUACUUUAAUAUAUUACACAGAGAAAGUUAUAACAACAACAUUUUCUAACGUGGCGGGAAAAUGUUAUAUCAGCUUCGCCGAAAAUUUGGUGUCGCCGUCGCAAUGGUCAAUAAACGGCCCACUUCGGUUUUAUUUCGAAGAAAAAUUCGACUUGGAGAAGAGGGAGUUCUGCGAAGUUCCUUCUAGCGGUAGGAGAAUCGGUAGUAUAGGAAAAGGAGGAAAAACAAAAAGUAAAGUGGCCUCUCAAAAAACCACAGAACAACCCCCUGACUGGAUUAAACUUGAUAAGCCCCUCAAAGCUAUGGAUGUCUUUGCAGGAUGUGGGGGCUUAUCGGAGGGAUUGCAUCAAAGUGGAAUUUGUGAUACUAAAUGGGCUGUAGAAUUUGACUUGGCAGCUGCUCAAGCUUUCAGACUAAACUAUCCGGAAGCCAAGGUAUUUUCAGAAGAUUGCAACGGCUUAUUAAAGGAGAUUUUAGAAGGUAAGGGUCACGAAAGGGGCUUACCAAAAAAGGGAGAAGUCGAAAUGUUAGUAGGCGGACCGCCGUGCCAAGGCUUUUCCGGUAUGAACAGGUUCAACGCGGGACAGUAUUCAUUUUUUAAGAAUUCCCUUGUAGCCACCUAUCUGAGUUUUUGUGAAUUUUAUAGGCCAAAAUAUUUUAUGUUAGAAAACGUUAGAAACUUCGUCUCCUUCAAACGGGGCAUGGUUUUGAAACUCACGAUUUCCUGCUUAUUAAAAAUGGGUUACCAAGUUACAUGGGGAAUUUUGCAGGCUGGACAUUACGGUGUUCCUCAGACUCGGAGAAGAUUGAUUAUUAUGGCAGCAGCUCCUGGUUAUAAUUUGCCAAAAUAUCCAGAACCUCAGCAUGUUUUUAAUAAAAGAGGCACGCAGCUUAGUUUUGUUAUUGAUAACUGUAAAUAUAACAAUGGUUGCGAUUGGACGGAAUCUGCACCAUAUAGAACGAUCUGUGUAAGAGACGCAAUGGCAGAUUUGCCCGAUAUUAAUAACGGAUGGAACAAAAUUGAAACUCCAUAUGACUCGGAACCGGUAUCGCAUUUUCAACGAUUAAUUAGAGGUAGUGAAGAAAGUCAACUUGUCAGAGACCACAUUUGUAAGGAAAUGUCUGUUUUGGUCGAAGCCAGAAUUUCUCAAAUACCAACGUGUCCAGGUUCAGAUUGGAGGGACCUUCCCAAUAUAGUGGUGCCGUUAAAUGACGGUACCAAGUCUAGUCUUUUGCUUUAUCCUUAUAGAACAAAAAAACAAAAGUCUUCAGAUCCUCCUAGAGGGGUGUGCGUUUGUGCAAAAGGUGGACCUUGCGAUCCAACAGACAAGCAAGUAAACACUCUAAUACCUUGGUGUUUGCCCCAUACGGGAGAUAGGCAUAAUCAUUGGUCCGGCUUAUAUGGCAGACUGGAAUGGGAGGGAUUUUUCGGCACUACCAUUACCAAUCCUGAACCUAUGGGUAAACAGGGAAGAGUUCUUCAUCCAGAACAAAACAGAGUUGUAAGUGUGCGCGAGUGUGCAAGAUCUCAAGGUUUCCCUGACAGGUUCAAAUUCAACGGCAACAUCUUGGACAAGCACCGGCAAGUUGGUAACGCAGUCCCUCCACCGUUGGCGCGAGCGCUUGGACGGGAGUUGGUGAAAGCGUUACAUGAAACCCUUCUUACGUCUGCCUCCCAGAGUGAUAGUAAAACUCAAUGAAUUAUUUAUUAGUUACUUUUUGACUGGUUUUAUUUCAAUGUUUUAAUACUAUUUAAGCGUUUUAUUGUCAAUUUUUAAUAGAUAAUUUUUUAUUUUA
Molecule: messenger RNA, 4232 nt
Organism: Anthonomus grandis grandis
Lineage: Eukaryota; Metazoa; Arthropoda; Insecta; Coleoptera; Curculionidae
Product: DNA (cytosine-5)-methyltransferase 1-like
Exons: 20
Cellular component (GO): nucleus
Molecular function (GO): DNA binding; DNA (cytosine-5-)-methyltransferase activity; chromatin binding
Source: RefSeq, a predicted model, not a curated record